CCAAGAUCGCUACAACCGACAAGGCAACGGUAUAUAUCUGGGAUCAGUAUGGGCGCCUUCAACAGAGGUUAUGCUAGAUCUCUGCACGGAUUUCAGCUGCAAGCGGCUAUCACCCUCUGUUCAGCAUGGGCAUUUACACUAUUUGGAUACGACCAGGGCGUCCUUGGAGGCUUGAUCGCUCUUCCAAGUUUCCUCAAAGCCAACCAUAUCAACCCAGACAAUGCUGAUCUGCAAGGCACAAUCGUGGCCAUCUAUGAUAUCGGGUGUCUGUCGGGGUGUAUUGUCGCCGGCUUUGUUGGCCAGAAACUCGGCCGCCGUCUAUACAUUGUCAUCGGCGGUGGCCUCAUCAUUGUCGGAGCAGGAUUGCAGGCUGGGUCACAUGGCAGCAGCUACUUGAUAGGCGGCCGUGUGAUAGCAGGCAUCGGAAUGGGCCUCACAACAACGAUGGUGCCCAUCUGGGUCGCUGAAACGUCGAAAGCCAGUUCUCGGGGUGCUCUCAUCGCCGCCCAGCUCACAAUCGUCAUCCUUGGUUUGACUAUCGCGUACUGGUUUGACUAUGGCAUGCUUCAACACCAACCCAACACCGAGGCGGUAUGGCGACUGCCAAUCGCUUUCCAGGUCGUGUUUAUCAUACUCGCUUGGGCCACAAUAUUCUUUCUGCCCGAGUCCCCACGUUACCUCUAUGCAAAGGGCGAGAUAGACGACGCUGACGAUAUCAUGGCUCGAAUUUACUCCGUUCCUGUGGACAGCGCAAUAGUCACCAAGCACCGCGCCGAUGUCUUCGCCACCCUCGAAGCAGAGAAAGAAUACAAGUUCAGCUUCAAGAAUCUUUUCUAUGACACCUCGCCCGUCAAUACAACGUGGAGACUCUGGCUGGGCGUCCUUAGCCAGCUUUUUCAACAGAUGGACGGAAACAAUAUUGUCUCCUACUAUGCGACAUACCUCUUUAUUCAUUCUCUCGGGAUGUCUCAAAACACAGCAUCCAUCACGUCCGGCGGUGUGACACUACUUUUUCUUGGUGGUACUGCUACCACGAUCUGGACAGUCGAGCACUUGGGCCGGCGCACUGUCAUGCUUUACGGAGCGAUCUUCUGCUCCAUAUUUAUGAUCUUAUUCACAAUCGGUCUCGGAGUCAACACGGACCACUCGCUGAAGCUAGCGGUAGUGAGUAUAUUCCUGUUUGAGUUCUUUUUCGGCGCUUCGUGGUGCCCACUGGUAUGGGUGUACGUACCGGAGAUCGCUCCUCUACAUGUCCGACACGUGGGCACAAGCAUGGGCGUAUUCACCCAGUGGUUCAUCACCUUCAUCGUGGUCAAAUUCGGCCCGAUGGGGAUACAGGACAUUGGGUACAAGUUCUAUAUCCUUUUCUGCGUGUUCAAUGUGCUUGCCAUCGUGUUUGUGUAUUUCUGCGUCAAAGAGACGAAGGGACUCAGUCUGGAAGAGAUUGAUGUCCUGUUCGCGCGGAAAGAAUACAAGCAUGUGCUGCAAGCCCGUCUUCGAGGAGAUCCUGAGGCGACAGACAAGAAGACUGCACAUGGGCGGGAGCUAGUCGAGCAUGAGACAGUUGAGCAAAAGUGA
This is a messenger RNA of Exophiala viscosa, 1578 nucleotides long. RefSeq names its product MFS transporter. Gene Ontology annotation, molecular function: carbohydrate:proton symporter activity. Gene Ontology annotation, cellular component: membrane. Bases 49 to 1578 code for a protein of 509 amino acids. The record is from RefSeq and is a predicted model, not a curated record. Gene Ontology annotation, biological process: transmembrane transport; carbohydrate transport. The transcript has 5 exons. NCBI's taxonomy places the organism in Eukaryota, Fungi, Ascomycota, Eurotiomycetes, Chaetothyriales, Herpotrichiellaceae.